AUGGCUCCUUCUUCUGGAGGCCUUGAUUGUGGGUGCUACCUACACUUACGGCGAUCUUUGAAGCGAAUGAAUUGUGCUUUGAGUGAUGGUGCUUCUUUGUUGGGAAAAGAAGUGAAUGGGAAAGAAAAGAGCUGCUUCGGCAGCUGGGGCAAAGCGUCUGGCAAUGACCGAGAUGCGCAACCGUGGGUGGCUCAGCGCCUGCAAAUGCUGAGCGCUUUCAUUGUUCGAGCACGUGAUUUUCAGCCUCAGCUGUUCCAGAAGGAUUUUGAUUUCUUGGCUCAACGUGGUGUGCCGAGAACUAUGGUGUGGAGUGCAGUAGGGGCCUUUGGCUUGUGGUCAGGGGCUUCAGUGGGGGCCAGCUCAGAUGGCACCAGUGGGGGCAGCAACUCUGCUGCCGUGGCAGAUCCUUGGCAGUCGGGGAUCGCUCUUGCAUCUGCCGAGGAUGAUUCUCAGGUGCAGCUCUCGAUGGGUGUUUGUCGAGAGGAUGCCCUUGCUAUUGCUGGGGAUGAAUGCCCUGCUCAGGGGCUCCCUUUGGCGAGUGAGCUUUGUGUGCAUGCUUCUGACACGCAGGCAAGUGCAACAUUUGGGCUUCACAUGAUUGAGGACACUUUCUCUGAGGAGUUUCUUUACUACGUGCCGCAGGCAAGUGCAGCAUUUGGGCUCCACUUGAUUGAGGACACUUUCUCUGAGGAAUUUCUUUACUACGCGCCGCAGCAGCAGCUUCUUCCCUCAGCAUCUGGUCUGGACCUUGGUGCUGGGCCAUGUGGGACGUCGACUUGCGCUGCUGAGAACCCUGUGUGUGACAUCCAAGAAAUCAACAAGACCCGUGAAAGGGCAAAGAGCCUGCGAGGCCUAGCUAGUGAUGAUUGUGAGUGUCAAGAAAUCAACAAGACCCGCGAAAGGGCAAAGAGCCUGAGAGGCCUAACUAGUGCCCAUUGUGAUGGUGAAUGCGAGCCUGACUGUAGGACGAAGAGCCUUUAUGGCCGUGUUCUUAGUGUUCUGUGGGAGCUCAGCGCUAUCAAGACCCGCAAAAGGGCAAAGAUUGAGACUGAGACCGGGCCUCUGGUGCCAGCUACUUGUGCUAGUGGUAGACAUGGCUCCCCGGAGCCCCCCUGGUCUUCCUCCUCGCAGUGCUGCUGCCAUGGCCUGGGCUCGCUGGCGGCUGGUGACGGUGGCGGCCAGUUCUUCAUCGCGCAGGGCAAGGACGCUGGUGCCGACGACGCGGUGGGUGUAAUCCGGGUUUGGAGUUUUUGCCAGGAGGAGGUGGGGACCGUGCUGAGUGUGGUGCUGAAUGCCUUCAUCAGGGUGCCUGCGACGCGCAGAGCGGGACCGCUGCAAACUCAGAGCGAUCUUGACGGUGUGCAACUGCAGGGGCCACUGGGUAUGCUCUGCUGGCUUGAUGCACAACUGCAAUUGUGGACUGCGACCUGCUGGCUGGGUGGUGACGUGCAAGUGCAAGGGAUCUUGAGUCAGGAUACCAGUGACGUGAUUGCCUCUGCCUGUGCAAGCACUCUUGUGACAAAGGACCAGGACUCUGCUGCUGCCUCGCGCUCCUGCCUGCCUGAGGGCUGCUCGGGCCCCACUGGCCUAAGGUUUGGAGGCGGCAACCCGUUUGAGGGCAUGAUGACCAGCAUCACGGAACAGCUUAUGCCCAUGAUCACUGCGCUCAUUCAGAAAGCUGUGCAGGAAGCCAUUGCAAAUGCAAUGGGAGGUGCCCCGGCAACCCCUCCCCGUGUUGUGCUGCAGGAACCGGACCUGGAGCGAGGGCCCAAACGCCAUAAGCCUGACCCUAACCCCAGCAACAAGCGAAAAAACCAUGAGUCGAGCCGCCAUCCUUCGUCUCGUGAGCCGGGCGAGGGCAAAGCAGCUGGUGGCAGAGGUGGUCAGCCUGGUGCUGCAAAGGGCUCGGCCAAGGGUGCUGCUAAAGGCAGUGCAGAGGCGUCCCCACCCAAGUCUGGACCUAAGGGCAAAGGGCAGGGCGACCGGCCUCCUCGUGAUGCUGAGGGCUGGACCAAGGUUCAGCGUGCUCCCCCGCAGGGCCCCUUCCAGCUCCGAAGGCAGGAUUGGAGCGCGCAGUUGUUGUCGCAGGAUGGCAUUGCCAAAGCAUUGGACGAACUUAAACCGGGUUCUACUCUGGAAGCUGUCAUUCUUGUCGAGCCCUCGGCGUCCCGGGAAGUGUGGGGGAUCUCCUACGUUUUCGACGCCAAGGCCAUUAAAGUUGUUCCUGCGUCCACUUCGGUCGUCUACUUUAAGGUGCCUGAGAUGUACAUGACGCCUGAUAAAUUCAAGCAUUGGAAGAACAACCCGAGUCGUGCUGCUUCUUCUUGGGCAAGCUCUCACCAAAUCACUUUGAGUGACACGUGGGGUUGGGUCGAGGAGCAGCAGGCUGGCAAGCAAGGACUGCAGUUGUUUGGCAUUGCUCGCCUCCUGGACUCCGAGUUGUCUUCUCUCGUUGCUGUCAGUGGCCGGGAUGGAGUUUUUGUUGAUGUGCCGCGCGGCAAGCUUGUCUCCACUGUGCAGUGGCUUGCUGUUACCAAGGGGGAAGCUCCGACUGCGUACCUUGAACGCGGCCUCCGCAUGAGGCGGACGCAUUGGCGCCAGAUCGCCAGGGAUCCCUCACAGGCUGUCCCGCGUGUUUGGAAUUUCCCUCAUGUGCCGGCUAGCGGGGGACAGAAGGAAGUGCUGCAGGUGCUGGACCAAUCCUUCAAGGAUGUGGCUUUGAUUCAGCAUAAGCGCACUGGCGCUGAGUACUUGUAUCGCUUCAGAGCUACGCUUAAACACGGCGAUCUUGAUCUGGUUCCUUUGAGUGCUAUCGUCGAGAGCGAGCCGGGGAAGGACAAUGAAAUCACGCUGUGGGCUACGGUUGCACCCUAUAAGCCUAAGCAAGCUAAGCAGCGACCUCUGCGAUGUGCGCCGACUCCCUGUCUUGCCAAGGAGAAGCCUGCAUUGGAGCCCCAAUCCGUUAAAAUUCAGGUCCCCGCUGAACUGGAUGAUGACGGUAAGGAGGUGUCCCCUGCCAAACAUGUUGCGGCUUCGCAUCGGCAAAUCCCCUCGGGGUGUGAUCUCAUUGAGACUCCGAAAGACGGAGCCUGUUUGUUUCACGCCAUAGCGCGUGGCCUCCACUGGCUUUCGGGCCCUAAGAAAACCGAGCACUCCCACAGGGACUUGAGGGCGCGCUGUGUAGAGCACUUACGAAAAUAUGCUUCGCAAUAUUUAGGGGAAUGGGACGGCCACGGGCCGGCUCUACAAAAAUUGCGCGAAAAUGCCGCAUCUCCGGAGGACGCCUUUGAGGAAUACCUCAAGUUAAUUGCUUCGGAAUCUGCAUACGCCUCUACCAUCGAGCUGAAGGCUCUCGGACGUUUAUUUGAUUGCCACAUCCUUGUGAUCCCACGCGAUGGGAAUUUUAGUGCGAUGUCGUUUCAUGCGCAGCAGCGCAAAAGGAGGCUGGUGUUAUGGUACACACCUCGGCACAUCGAGCUUCUUUUGCCAGCUAAGGAUGCUAAAGACUACCCAGAGGAGGUUUUCUCCGUUACGAGUGGUGCUGUCGUUGACCUGAGGGCUGGAGGGGAUGAUGCUUCCCAGUGCUCUGGUACUGUUUGGACUGCUUGCGCCCGAUCAAACCGAUCCAAGGUCAGCCGAUCAUCCUCUGUGAAGGCGGGCACUGUGUGGACUGCCACCAACGCGUCGAGCAGAAAGACCGCUUCUUCUCUUAAGCGCGCUCGCGGUGCUGCUGCGACGGUCUGGUCCCGAGCCGUCUCCUCUGGUGCUUCCGUGCAUUCUCAAAUGCCUGCCUUGCCGGAGUGGGACGAUGAUGAUGCCCCGCAACCUGAGCGAUUGCAUCAUGCCAGCCGGGCCCUGCCUCAGUCUGCCCUUGUGAUGGCCCGUCGUAAUCGCGGCCGAGCCUUCCCUGAUGGAGUUGCUAAAUGCAGGCUUUGUCCCUUUCGCCGCAAGUGUGCUGAUCCUGUGAAGGCUUAUGCGGCCUAUCAGCGGCACUUCUUGGAUUCGCAUCCGGGGGAGAAGCUUGGGCUCGCUCCUGCCCGCAAGGCUUCCUGUGUUCGUGACCUCGCUGAUGGCGAGGAGGCGUACUGGAGAUGCAAACGGUGCCAGGCAGGCAUCUCGACUGCUGAUGCGGCCCGCUUUGGCAAGGACUCUCUGUGGCGCUUUCGCCGGGAGCAUAAAACACAGGCCCACCCGCGCGUCUCUUGGGCUGUGUGGAACAAGGAAGCGAAAUCACACUCGGCCACCAAAUGGGCCUCAAAGAUCAGUGUCACUCGCAACAAUGCACAGAAGGCUAAGCUCCUGCCGGUGCUGCGCGAGCUGGAGGCUCAGGACUUUGAUGCCUUCGGGUGGCCGCGCCAGGCUGGGAAGGACACCAAUACUGUUGAUAAGUAUCCCUUGCGCAUAUGCCCGGCUUGGGUGUGCCGCAAAUGCCGAGCGCCGUGCCCCUCUGCAGAGAUCGCUAGGAAACAUCGGUCGGUCAAGGGACAGUGCCCUUCUCGCACUGCUAAGGCGAGGGCGUGGAUUCGGUUGCGCUCCCUUGCUGCCAAUAGGAAGCUUCAUGAUGCUGCUCCUGCCUCUGUUCGCAAAGAGCAAGGCGAGCUCGCCUUCGCUGCUGCUGAAAAGGCCUUGCGAGCCCCCAUGUCGUCGGUGUGA
Molecule: messenger RNA, 4653 nt
Organism: Symbiodinium sp. CCMP2592
Lineage: Eukaryota; Dinophyceae; Suessiales; Symbiodiniaceae
Source: the annotation of a GenBank genome assembly